Molecule: messenger RNA, 585 nt
Organism: Lactuca virosa
Lineage: Eukaryota; Viridiplantae; Streptophyta; Magnoliopsida; Asterales; Asteraceae
Source: the annotation of a GenBank genome assembly
AUGAUCAAAACCCAACAUUUGGAACCAGUUACCACUCCUAUUUUCACACCAAUUUUCUCACCAGUUACCGGUGAAACACCACAACAAGGCGGCUCAACAAUGACCAUUGAUCCAAUGAACGAAUUACAGAGAUCGAUCGACGAAGGACCAACAUCCUAUGCCACUGUGUACACACAAAGCGUCUCUGCACAAACACAACAACUGACGAUGAUCUUAGGAAGCACAACACCACCAACGGUGAAUAACGUCAGCGGCGUGCCGGUUAUCUCGCAAUCACCGCCACUAAAUCAGAUGGCGAGAGAACAAGCGAUGGCCUUCCAAACGCCUCCGUUUGUGACAAAAAUGUCCUUCAAUACCACAAUCCCACCACAUCCUACAUUCAUGUCAAACAACUUGCUCGCACAAAACCCACACCUCUUAUCAAUCCAUCCAAUGACCUUCCCGUUUCAGCAGCAAAGUUUUUACGGCCCAACCCCAGGGCACCUUUCAACAUACAACAACAUGCUAGUGCAACCAUACCUCACCGCCCAACAGUAUAACCCACAAGGCGCUUUCUCCAUCCUAAACCGAUAUUGUUUAUCGUGA